AGUGCGGAUGCCGUUGAACAAGCACCAUGACGGCCGCGAUGUGCGAGAUGCGGCGGCUGGAUCAUUGAGGAAACACAACAAAGCUCGGGACGAUUAGGACUGGGACAAUAGGAGAGAAGUCAGUGGAUUGGGCCGCACUCCCUCCUUCCCGCCCCCCCGCUCUCCCCUCGGGGGGGAGCGAACAACUCGGACCGAUGAACCUGGCCAGUCAGAGCGGGGAGGGCGGCAGCAGCCAGCUCCUCUUCGCCAACUUCAACCAGGACACCACGGUUUGGAAUUAGGCCCAUGUUUGAUUGCAACAGAUGACAUCUUGCGUAUGUCUGAUUAUGCAACAGCUGAAAGAGCAUAACUUCUAGAUUUUUCUCCUGUGGGGAGUGGGCCACUCUUGCAUAAUUCCAACUAUAUGCCAUGGAAUUGAGUGCCUUUUCUUCCAGGUCCCUUGCAGUUGGCACAAAAUCUGGCUACAAGUUUUUUUCCCUUUCUUCGGUGGAUAAAUUAGAACAGAUUUAUGAAUGCACUGACACAGAAGAUGUAUGUAUUGUGGAACGACUGUUUUCCAGCAGUCUAGUAGCUAUUGUGAGCCUUAAAGCACCCAGAAAAUUGAAGGUUUGUCACUUUAAAAAAGGAACGGAGAUCUGCAACUACAGUUACUCUAAUACUAUUCUGGCUGUCAAGCUAAACAGACAGAGAUUGAUAGUAUGUCUGGAAGAGAGUUUGUACAUUCACAAUAUCCGAGAUAUGAAAGUACUGCAUACCAUUCGGGAAACACCACCAAACCCCACAGGGUUGUGUGCACUUUCCAUUAAUAAUGAUAAUUGCUAUCUUGCUUACCCUGGUAGUGCAACCAUUGGGGAAGUACAGGUGUUCGAUACUAUCAACCUGAGAGCUGCCAACAUGAUCCCAGCCCAUGACAGUCCUCUUGCUGCUUUGGCAUUUGAUUCAAGUGGUACAAAACUGGCAACAGCCUCUGAAAAGGGAACAGUUAUCAGAGUAUUUUCCAUUCCCGAGGGGCAGAAACUCUUUGAAUUCCGGAGGGGUGUUAAAAGGUGUGUGAGUAUCUGUUCACUAGCAUUCAGCAUGGACGGAAUGUUUCUGUCGGCCUCCAGUAACACAGAGACGGUACAUAUCUUCAAACUGGAGACACAAAAAGAAAAACCGCAGGAAGAACCAACCACGUGGACUGGGUACUUUGGGAAAGUGCUCAUGGCUUCCACUAGCUAUCUGCCUUCACAGGUCACAGAAAUGUUUAAUCAGGGCAGGGCAUUUGCAACAGUCAGAUUGCCCUUCUCGGGACACAGAAACAUCUGUGCGUUGGCAACAAUUCAGAAGAUUCCUCGACUACUGGUUGCAGCAGCGGAUGGUUAUCUCUACAUGUAUAACCUGGACCCACAAGAGGGAGGCGAGUGCACACUAAUGAAACAGCACAAGUUAGAUGGUAGUGUAGAGCCUGCCAAUGAAAUUCUGGAGCCUUCACCACACGAUCGGCCAUUAGUAUCUCAGACAUACAGUUCACCUGCUGCCAAAGUUAGCUAUACUCCUUCAUCACCAACACGGCAUGCCUACCCAGAGGACCAAGGAGCAGUGGGUGGAAUUGACCCAGACGAUGAUUUGAAUAUUGGCACACUGCGAAUGGAUGAGGACAAUGAGACUCCUCCCCUGAUUCUCAAGAGCGAGUGAUUGUUGAGUUGUACACUGGUACAUGCUGGGAGAGAACACUUGCAGUAGAUUGAAUUGUGAUGCUGCUGCAGACUUUUAUUGUUGCAGGACAGAGUGAAGAAAAAUAUGGAAGGAACAUUUUAAAAAUGAAAAAGAAAUUGUAGCUGUAGUUUAAUUCUAUAAUAUUGAAAACAAAAUAUAUUGUUUUUCUUCCCCAGUGGCUUUUAUUCAUGUGAAGAAUUUGAUUAAAUAUAAUGUAUUUUUCCCCUUUUCAGCCAAAAACUGCCACCUCAUGCAGCCUUGGAGCCUAAUAGCUUUGCAUGUUUACAUGUGCCAAGAUUUGAGAAUAUAGGAGCCACUUUAAUAUUGCCAGUCCAGUUGUUUUCCCAAGAAUACAUUUUGUCCCUCCAUUCAGGGAAACUGGUUUCCAAAGUUAUAAGGUAGCAACCUUAUCCCAACCCAUUUUUUUAAUUAAAAAAAAAUCACUUCCAGCCUCCUGUAACUGUAAUUUCCUGUGUGGUUUUGUCCAUUUGCUAAUAAUGGACUCAGCAGUAUGAAGUUGUGGUCCUUCAAAUUUCAUUCCUUUGGGGAAAUAACUAUUGAGUUUACUUUAAAACUUGCUCCAAAAGAGACUGUUCAUUGAGUGUGACACUAAGAAUGAAUCUUAAUCCAAAGGGUUUAAAUAUUGAGUGGAUAAUUGUAAGUUACUCUGAAAAUAAAAGGUGGUAUCCCAUGUGUUUUUUUUUAA
Molecule: messenger RNA, 2404 nt
Organism: Hypanus sabinus (Atlantic stingray)
Lineage: Eukaryota; Metazoa; Chordata; Chondrichthyes; Myliobatiformes; Dasyatidae
Gene: wipi2
Product: WD repeat domain, phosphoinositide interacting 2
Exons: 13
Coding region: 409-1677 (422 amino acids)
Biological process (GO): protein lipidation; autophagy of mitochondrion; protein localization to phagophore assembly site
Cellular component (GO): extrinsic component of membrane; cytosol; phagophore assembly site membrane
Molecular function (GO): phosphatidylinositol-3-phosphate binding; phosphatidylinositol-3,5-bisphosphate binding; protein binding
Source: RefSeq, a predicted model, not a curated record